AGGCGGGGCGUGUUCUGCGCCCGGAAAUUCCCGCGCUGCCUCCGGAAAGAAACUCGGAGCGGCCCGCGUGAGGACGCGGCCGGCGCGGGGUUCGCAGCGCGCACCCAGCGGGCGGGCCGCGGAUCGGCGCCAACGAACAAAGCAGACAGUUCGAGAAGAAGGUAUUACGAAAAGGGUUCAACUACAAACGCUCCA
Messenger RNA from Gryllus bimaculatus (two-spotted cricket), 195 nucleotides. The record is from the annotation of a GenBank genome assembly. Lineage: Eukaryota; Metazoa; Arthropoda; Insecta; Orthoptera; Gryllidae.